CGGCAAUCCCCCCAGCUGUCCUUCUUCUUCUUCUUUAUUGGGUUCUGCGCUGACCAGAGCUCUGAAACUGUGGUGGCGCGCCUCCCCAUUCCGCCCCAUUGCACAAUGCAGCGCCACCGUAGCUCCGACGUGAUCUUCAUCUCAUUGUUGAUUCAUGUUUUGCUGGUAAACGCUCAGGGGCAGCUUCAGCACCCGGUUUUAGACCGGCAUUGGCACCCCGGGACGGCCACCUGGUACGGUGACCCCGAAGGAGACGGAAGUAACGGUGGGGCAUGUGGAUACGGGUCGUUGGUCGACGUGAAGCCGAUGAAGGCACGAGUUGGGGCAGUGGGUCCCGUGCUGUACAUGAACGGAGAGGGGUGCGGAGCCUGCUACAAGGUGAAAUGCUUGGACAAGAGCAUAUGCUCGAAGCGAGCCGUGACGGUGAUAAUCACCGACGAGUGCCCAGGCUGCCCCUCCGACCGGACCCACUUCGACCUCAGUGGCGCAGCAUUUGGCCGCAUGGCUCUUGCCGGCGAGAACUCCCAGCUUAGAGACCGUGGUCAAAUCCCAGUCGUUUACCGAAGGACACCAUGUAAAUAUCCUGGUAGAAACAUUGCUUUCCAUGUUAAUGAAGGAUCCACACCUUUUUGGCUAUCACUGUUGGUAGAGUUUGAGGAUGGAGACGGAGACAUUGGCUCUAUGCAUAUUCAAGAAGCAGGGUCAAGUGAGUGGCUUCAGAUGAAUCAUCUCUGGGGCGCAAAUUGGAACAUUAUUGGAGGACCAUUGAGGGGACCCUUCUCUGUGAAAGUAAGCACAUCCACUGGGAAAGCACUUUCUGCCAGAGAUGUUAUCCCUGGCAACUGGACUCCAAGAGCCACUUACACAUCUCGUCUCAACUUCUUCCACCAUUAGCACUCAAUAAACAUCUUAAUUCCUAAAAGGAAAUACUCGUAAUAAGUAAAGACAAGUGUUUCUUUUCUUCUGUCUGUUUUUGUCAGAAAAGUUGCCGCGGAAGUCCAUAUAAGUGAGUAGCUUCCAAUGGUGUAUUAAUUUGCCUUUUUCUUUUUUCGCUUUUACUCUUCUGCUGCUUGUGUACCUACCCUUUUUCGUAGUAGAAGUAGCCCUCUCCAAAGAGGAGAGAGAGCCGUAUGGUAGUGAAUGUGCGUGCAAUUGUACUACUGGUCCUAUAUAAUUAAUGAAGUUUGAAGCUUUUAAUAUGUA
Molecule: messenger RNA, 1203 nt
Organism: Neltuma alba
Lineage: Eukaryota; Viridiplantae; Streptophyta; Magnoliopsida; Fabales; Fabaceae
Product: expansin-B3
Exons: 4
Coding region: 106-894 (262 amino acids)
Biological process (GO): sexual reproduction
Cellular component (GO): extracellular region; plasmodesma
Source: RefSeq, a predicted model, not a curated record